GCGGUCGAAAUGGCCAGGUGGUCGCUGAGAAGAGGUGGUCGCUCGGGCAGGUUUGACUGUACUUGCAAUUAGCCUAUGGGCAUGAACUUCCAAAUAAACUACAUAUUAUACACCUGGAUGUUGCCACAAUUGCGAAUGGCUGCUUUUGUUAAUACUGUACAUGAUCCGGAAUUUUCCAUUUGCAAGCUUGAAACGAUUUCAGACCAUGUUUUCAUAUUGCAGCAAUGUACUAUAUGCUUGAAGUAUCUGAAAGUUUCUUGAUUUAACACACACAUGACACAAAGUUUGUCCAUUGGAUAUAAGAUCACCUACAUGUAUACCUACAAAAACUUAAGGGCAAGAUGCAAGAGUUACAUACUUAUGAUGGAAUGGCCUUCCAACAGCCUGUAGCUAGCCCCCUAUCAAACCACUCUUUGGUCACUUUUUUGCUUGAAUAUAGAAAACAGUGGCCCUGACUCAAAAUGAAUGUGUCCAAGUCAACUCCAACAGAAGACAUACAUUGUAAAUAAACUGAUUUACUACUACAUUUAUAAUAUGACCAACCAAAUUUAUGACCAACCAAAAUUACAAACUUUUGUACAUUUACAAUAAUGGGCAAGACGAGUAACUCCUUGAGCAGUUAUUGUGUAACUCAGAAAAAAGCUUGCUUAGCUAAUGCCUGCACCUUUUCACAAAGUUGGCUUUUAAUUCUUUGAGAAACAUUGAAUCAGAAAAUGACAACAAAAUGUUUUAGUUUGUGGUCACACAAGUAGAAUGUACGUGUACGUAUGUUAAUAUGUAUGUACAAAAUGUAGUUUAAUGCAUAGCAAGACCAAGGUAAAAUGUUCACAGUGAGUAUUCUGUUGAAAAAUCAUCAGGGAAUUGGGAUUGGGACAUUCCAAUCCCUGCCCUGUCACACACUGACACAGCACACUGGAGGUCAAAGUAUCAUAUUCUCUGUUCUCAAGCCUCUGGUCUGUUAUAUCAGACUCAGGUCAGUUCAGACUCAGGUCAUAUUCUGUCUUGUCAUGGCAUCCUGGUCGCUAUAUACCUUUGCUGGCCUGUCAGGCCUGAAGAAAGUUGGGUACCAGGACAACUUCGAUGAUGCUGCUAGGUAUGAGGUUCGGAAUGUCUCGAGAUCGCUUGAUGACCCGACCGCUUUGGUUCUCUGGGUGAGUACACACAUGCUUUUCACCAUGGGAAGGGAAUUUAUUUACCUAAAUACAAACCAGCCAACUCAACUGUAUGUUACUGCAAGAGUUAUAUCCAGCUUAUUGCUACAGUACCUGAAGAUUUUUGUUGUUGCUUUUUUGGGGUUGAUGGUCAGCUGUCCUAACAUCCUAUUUGUCUGAAACAAAACUCAACUUUUAUACAAGAGGGAUGUCAUAUCAACACCAUAAGAAGUGUAGUGCAGUAUAUGACAUCUUUAUACUUUAUAAAGUAGUACUAGCCAUCUGUACAAAUUUUCCUAUAUUGCACUGUGAUGGUAAAAAAUGUUUUUUGAUACAAUUUCAGUUCCAAAGUACCUAUCACAAGGGACAGGCUCCACCCUCCAAGUUGUUGGUCAAACUGGAAGACUACCUAGCCCCACCAAAUACAGAGUGGGUUCAGCUUGAGAAAGCUAGGGAUGCCUUGAGCUUCAUUGAAACAUACCAGCGCAUCAGGAAGGAGCUCAGCAAGUCCAAUGAUGAUGAUGAAGAAGAAGAGUCAGAAGAGGACAUGUAUGCCUAUAAAUCUGACUCCCCAGGUACCUCUCCCUCCAAGAAGGGAGCAGACAUGGAGGAAGAAGAGGAAGCUGGAGAAGACAUGAAGGAAGAUGGAGAUGGCGUUGGGGACGAUGGAGAUGGCAUUGGGGAAGAUGGAGAUGACGAGGGGGAUGAGGUGGAAGCUGGAGGGGCAGUGGGACGAGGUGUUCUAGAAGAUGAAGAUGAAGGUGCGCCCAGUCCCAAAAAGCCAAGGUACGUGUCUAAAAAAGGGAAGAAGUCAGCUCUGGAGAGUGGAGAUGAUGGUGAUGACAAUGAUGAUGAAACAGAAGAAAGGCCCAUGGAAAGAGGGAACAAGAAGACCAAAGGAAAGAAAGGAGGGAGAGAAGAGCCGAAACAAGAAUUUGAGAAAACUGUUGAAAAAAUGAGACGCCUUCAUCCAGAAGUCAACACCGCCAAUGACAGUCAGAUGCUAAAUAAGAAUGCUGGGGGUUGGAGGAAGGCAGUUGCUGCACAACUGAAGCUGAAAAAAGGAGUACGUGAAGUAUCGUCCAACAUGGCGACACACGUCACGGUAGCUACCAUGAGCCCACGGUGCUACCAGGAGGCCCUUGACAUUAUGUCGAAGUGGACUUCUGGUCAGUGCCAAGGGCAGGGCAGGAGUCUCAAACCUAGUCAGACCAUCUUCAAACCACUCAAUGGCUUGUCGGAAGAAGAGGAGGUAUUCAGCCUGCUGAGUGCCUUACGGAGCGGAGCUAUGGACAAGGAUACGUUUGAAGCGCAGGCAAAGGCUAAGAAGAAAACUACAACUAAAAGCCAGGCUGGCAGAAAGGAGACAGCAAGGGAUGUGAGAGAGCUGAACAAGGAGAAGGAGAAGACUAAGCAAGAAGUGAACGAACUGAACAAGGAGAAGGAGAAGACUAAACAAGAAGUGAACGAACUGAACAAGGAGAAGGAGAAGACUAAACAAGAAGUGAACGAACUGAAAAAGAAAAAGGAGACAACAGAAAGUGACGUGAAUGGACUGAAAAAUGAACUCAAGAAAAUGAAAAAAGAAAUGCAGGGAGAGGUGACAGGUACAUGUAAGUUGCAGAAAGAUCAGACGGCCCUGGCAGGGAGCAGUGAGCCCCCAGUACUCCUGGAUACCUGGGUUGGCGUGUGGUAUAAUGGUGAGGGGCCCACUGCUCCCGGGGUGUGGUAUCCUGGCAAAGUGGAGAAUGUAUUGUCUGGGGGGAGAUUGAAGGUGAAAUUCAUCCACCCAGCCCCCUCAUCCAUGGCAGAUUGUGAAUAUAACUAUGUAACUCCUGAUACAAAGGACGAGAAGAUAGUCCGGCCAGUAUUUGUCAUUGCAUACAACUUGCAGGUAGAAGAAGUGAGUAAGGGCAAGUGGAAAGUUAACGUUAAAGACAAAAAGGAGACUGACAAAACAUGCAAAAAGUUCAAGCCCCCUUCUCGCAAGUGAGCUACUGUAAGGUUUGGGAAUAUUUCUGAACAGAAUCUUUCUUUUGUCUUGAGUGUAGUUGAAUUACUUGCCCUCACUCACUUCUCCUACAUACAUGUUCUUUGCAAAGACAAAUACUGCCAGGACUGUCUGAAUGUCCUUCCAUUCAUAGAACCAAGUAUAAUUGAACAAUGUAGUUAACUUGAUAAUCAUAUAUCAAUGUUUGAUCAAAACAUUUUGGUAUUUCUGUAACAGUGGGGGGUUUAAGUAGCGACUAAAACCUCUGCCAAUUAGCUGGUCAGCCUUUUGUAGCAUAGUGGUUAGCGCUGCUGGGCUUGUGACCUGGUAGACCGGAUUCGGUGCAGGUUCAAAUCCCAGGUGUCGCGCUGUUGUUUCUUUCUGUUUCUACUCCUUUCUUACAUUCAAUUUGGUUCCCACACCGACCCUGUGAGCAACAGGCUAAAACAUGUGCCACACUGUGAGUAAAAGGCUUAGCGAGAGAUGUGCCACACAGGAUAUCUAACUCGAAGAUUCAAGGCCAAAUCUUAAAAAGAAAAGGGGGAGUAGUGGGGGUUAAAGUACCAUCAAACAACCAUGAUGAUCCCAAUUGACUGGUCAGUCUUUUCCAGCGUUGUGGUUAGUGCAUAGGGUUUGUGAUCUGCCGGCCUGGGUUUGAUCCUGGGUGUUGGCAUGUUUGUUUCUUUCUGUUUGUAGUACUUUCUUAGAUUUCCUCCUGAUGCGCUAUUAGAAUUAUGUUGCCAGAUUUGCUCACAAGAUUAGCCAUGUUUUGUACCACACCAUUGUAAAUUUGUUAAAACAAUACAAUUGAAUCUGUUGUGUGUUUAUUAUGUAUCAUGCUUAAUGAUCUCUUCCCAUCGCUGAACUGAAUAAACUGUUUGGAGACUUGA
Messenger RNA from Branchiostoma floridae (Florida lancelet), 4031 nucleotides. Its product is annotated as ABC transporter F family member 4-like. The transcript has 3 exons. The record is from RefSeq and is a predicted model, not a curated record. NCBI's taxonomy places the organism in Eukaryota, Metazoa, Chordata, Leptocardii, Amphioxiformes, Branchiostomatidae. Bases 1360 to 3144 code for a protein of 594 amino acids.